Messenger RNA from Tarenaya hassleriana, 1609 nucleotides. Its product is annotated as tryptophan synthase beta chain 1, chloroplastic. Gene Ontology annotation, biological process: L-tryptophan biosynthetic process. NCBI's taxonomy places the organism in Eukaryota, Viridiplantae, Streptophyta, Magnoliopsida, Brassicales, Cleomaceae. The record is from RefSeq and is a predicted model, not a curated record. Gene Ontology annotation, cellular component: cytoplasm; chloroplast stroma. Bases 1 to 1419 code for a protein of 472 amino acids. Gene Ontology annotation, molecular function: tryptophan synthase activity. The transcript has 5 exons.
AUGGCCGCAUCGGGUACGGCUGCAGCUUUCAGACCGUCUGUUUCAAUUCCGCCUAUUUCAGAGCAGAGCCAUCUGAAAUCGCCCUUCAAGCUCCCCAAAUUUACAUCUCUGCCAUCGUCUCGCUCCAGGUCGUCGUCUUUCUCCGUCUCCUGCACCAUAGCCAAGGAACCUGUCGUUGAAAUGGCGGAGAAGAGCAAGCCCUUACCCGACCCGAAGUCGUUGCAACGACCCGAUUCGUUCGGUCGAUUUGGGAAAUUCGGUGGGAAGUACGUCCCCGAAACUCUCAUGCACGCUCUCUCCGAGCUCGAAUCAGCGUUCUACUCGCUCGCCAAGGACGAAGAUUUCCAGAGAGAAUUGGCGGGAAUCUUGAAGGAUUACGUUGGUCGGGAAAGCCCUCUGUACUAUGCAGAGAGGCUUACAGAGCAUUACAGGCGUGAAAAUGGAGAAGGGGCUGAAAUCUACCUGAAGAGGGAGGACCUGAACCACACAGGCGCUCAUAAGAUCAACAAUGCCGUGGCUCAGGCCCUCCUGGCCAAGCGAUUGGGCAAGAAGAGGAUUAUAGCCGAGACUGGAGCCGGUCAACACGGUGUGGCCACGGCCACCGUCUGUGCCCGGUUCGGUUUGGAGUGCAUCAUUUACAUGGGUGCUCAGGAUAUGGAGAGACAAGCCCUUAAUGUUUUCAGGAUGCGGUUGCUCGGUGCUGAGGUCAGGGGUGUACAUUCAGGAACUGCAACGUUGAAGGACGCUACCUCAGAGGCAAUAAGGGAUUGGGUGACGAAUGUGGAGACGACCCAUUACAUAUUAGGAUCAGUUGCGGGACCUCAUCCUUACCCAAUGAUGGUCAGAGACUUUCACGCUGUGAUUGGGAAAGAAACAAGGAGACAGGCACUGGAGAAAUGGGGCGGGAAGCCGGAUGUCUUAGUUGCGUGUGUGGGUGGGGGUUCUAACGCAAUGGGACUCUUCCAUGAAUUUGUCGAUGACACAGAUAUCCGAAUGAUCGGUGUGGAAGCCGCUGGUUUCGGGCUGGACAGCGGAAAACAUGCGGCCACCUUGACAAAGGGAGAAGUCGGAGUUCUUCAUGGAGCUAUGAGCUACUUGCUUCAGGACGAUGAUGGCCAAAUCCUCGAACCCCACUCCAUCAGUGCAGGCUUAGAUUACCCUGGAGUCGGACCCGAGCACAGUUUUCUGAAAGAUAUCGGACGGGCUGAAUACUACAGCGUCACGGAUGAUGAAGCAUUGGAGGCGUUCAAGAGAGUGUCGAGAUUAGAGGGCAUAAUCCCGGCUCUCGAGACGUCUCACGCACUGGCGUACCUGGAGAAGCUCUGUCCGAACCUUCCGAACGGGACCAAAGUGGUCGUUAACUUCAGCGGAAGAGGCGAUAAGGAUGUUCAAACUGCCAUCAAGUUCCUCCAAGUUUGAUCCUUUUAUUAUUAUUAUUAUUAUUAUUAUUAUUAUUAUUAUUGUUAUUGUUCUGUUUUCAGACAAGUAGACUUUUGUUGUUUUCAUCACAGUUUGUGUCCUUUGCGGAUCCCGUAAACGAAGGAUCAAAAAUAAACUUGGAAAUCUUAAGUUAUGAUCUUAUAAAUAUAGAAUAAGGGUUUCAGGUUGC